AUGACAGGAGGAAAGAAGGAGGGCUCAGCAAACCCAUCAGCUGUCCGGAUCCGUGACAACCAACGACGGUCCCGUGCACGACACAAGGAGUAUGUCGAAGGUCUGCAGAAGAAACUUCAAGACUAUGAGCGCCGAGGCGUUGAAGCGACGUUGGAGAUGCAACAAGCAGCUCGCAGUGUUGCUGUCGAAAACUCACGCCUAAAAAUCCUGCUGGGGUACCACGGCAUCACUAAUGAGGACGUUGAAAAGUUCUUGCAGAGCUUUCCCGACCAACCCGCUUCAGAAGCCGCAAAGGCAACGAUUUCACAGUCGACCUCUGGUCAGCCACUUCUCGCUGCAACACCCAAGAUUCCUCUUCAGCCUCUGUCAAGAGGACACUCAGCAGAACCUCCGAGGUCAACGUUACUGCCUCCCCAUAUCGCACCAGAGAAGACGAGUACUCGAGAUGUGGUGGACGCCGUCGUAGGGAUCAAGAGAGACGCUCGUAAAGCUGGUCUUCCCAGUGGACCAACACUCCCUUUACCAGUGGAGCAGCGGCAGCCGCUGUUGCAACCUCGACCUCAACCGCACAUUCUGCCAGCGUUGCCAGCGUUGCCAGCUCUUGUCCUCGGUCAGGGUAGGCCAGACCCCAAUCCCCUCGAUAAACUCUCAGUUCUUGCGACAGCGAGCGUACAUCAAGAACCUGACAAGAACAAGCACCACCGCACGCAUUCAAAUGCCGAUAGCCUUCGUGUACCGAGCCCGUCAAUACUAGGACAGAGUUCCCCAGCGUCGUCACGUACAACCCCUAGUCGAACUUAUUCGACAUCUCCGUGA
Molecule: messenger RNA, 816 nt
Organism: Fusarium subglutinans
Lineage: Eukaryota; Fungi; Ascomycota; Sordariomycetes; Hypocreales; Nectriaceae
Exons: 2
Coding region: 1-816 (271 amino acids)
Source: RefSeq, a predicted model, not a curated record